AUGGCGACUGCAACCAAAAUUCAUCUGGACCCCGUCAAGGAUGUAGGUGUCUACAACUCUGGUGUUCGCGAAGAUGCAGCUCGUGCCACCAGUAAGGUCCUACAAGAAGAUAUGGAGAGUCAUCAUGUCUUCUUCAACGACGAAGGAUUUCAUAAUCAUAUCGUUCAUGGAGUCCUCACGCUUUAUGCACUCGGCGCAUCCCCCGAAGAUAUUUUGGCCAGUUAUGAGAGGAACAAGGGCUACCAACGACCAGCACACCCUCCCAACAAGGAGACCGUUCAGGCUAUGCAUGAUAGCGCUGAUUUCCAAGGUUAUCUAGGAAAAGAAAAGCAGUACUCAAAUUUCCUGGCCUUCUUCCAGAAUGCCAUCAACACCAUGGGAGUCAGCCAAGUCCUCGAGGAGUACUUAUUUGCCGGAGACGACCGCGCUGAAACCAUGUUGAGUCGACUUUUCGGAGGACUGGUACAUCCGCUCAUCCACCUCGGCUUUGGGCUAGAGUUCAACCAACCUGCCAUUGUGGCCCAGGCUUUAGCCCAAGCCGCCGUUCAUGAUGACUGGAUGGGCCGUGACUACUUCCUUCCGGCCGAGAGGCAGGCUGGAGGAGUUGGGAAGCCCGGGCAGAAAUCACUCCUACAGCUUUUGACUGAGAUUCGCAAAGAUGAAACCUUGAAAAGCUCUGUCAGGUUUUCUGACAGUAACAAGUUCAGGGACGGAGUUUUACACCGUGCACCGCAGGAGAUGCUGCAGUAUGCUGCGCAGUAUACGGUGUCAGCGGAGCAGAUACCCGAGAGAUUGGCAGAUAUGAUCAACACCGUUGUGUACUAUACGAGUACUGCGCAACGCCGCGACAAGGAGGUCAAGAUUGAUUUCUUCUUCAUCCACUGUCUCAACUCCUCCAUCUUCUUCUCCACACUCAUGAAACUCCCAUUCCUCGACCAGAAGUCAAAAUGCCGUCUACUUGAGUGGAAAGGCCGUCUGGACCUUUUGACAUACGUGUCUCGCAACUCUCCAGACCUCCUCAUAGACGAGGUCGUACAAUAUCCAGCACAGAAAGACUGGCAGACCGUCAUCUCGCAUAGUGUAGCACACCCAUCUGAUGACGGGCAUCUGUCUAAGCUCGUGCGAGCUGUAGCGCAUGGUCAGAAUGUAUGCAAGCCGUUUGAGAAGAAUGGCGCUAUGCCGGUAUCGGGGGAUAUGUGGCUCAAGAUUGGAAAUAUGGCUGUUGACUCUACUGCUGGAAACGAUGCGAUGUGGAUACGCUCAACAGGGUUUGAUGAAGCGUGGCAGAAUAUUGCAGGACGUGCGCGCUUAUAA
Molecule: messenger RNA, 1314 nt
Organism: Penicillium pulvis
Lineage: Eukaryota; Fungi; Ascomycota; Eurotiomycetes; Eurotiales; Aspergillaceae
Product: questin oxidase family protein
Exons: 5
Coding region: 1-1314 (437 amino acids)
Molecular function (GO): oxidoreductase activity
Source: RefSeq, a predicted model, not a curated record